UCAAAUCCCCACCAAAAAAAAAACACUCAUUUCAUUUCCAUUAUUCAACGAUCUCAACUCAAGCACACACGAAUCUUCAACUUUUCACACUUGCAUAAAACACACAAAGACAGACAAAUAACAAACACAAGUGAGAGAAAAGCUCCAACCACCAAAAUGCCCAAAACCCAUCCGAAACCCAUCAACACCCUUCUCACAUUACUGCUUUUUGUCCACACUUUCUUCAUUAUUUGCAAUGGGGUUUCAGUUCUGGGCGUCAAUUCACUGAAAAACAGUGAAUUUGAUGUAAUGGGGAGAAGGGUUUGUGCCGGAAAGAUUGGCGAUUGUGCGGUGGAGGAGGCAGAGGGGGAGUUCCAGAUGGAUUCAGAGAGCAAUAGGAGGGUUUUGCUGAUUCAGAAGAGGUAUAUAAGCUAUGAGACUCUGAAGAGGGACUCAGUUCCAUGUACAAAACCUGGUGCAUCAUAUUACAACUGCAAAGGAGAGGCAAACCCAUAUCACAGAGGUUGUGAGGUCAUCACAGGCUGUGCUAGAAGCAUUAGUGACAUCAAAUCUUGAUCAGAAAGUGGCACCAAGAAGUGAUAAUGGUAAGUUGUGUCUGUAUAUACAAGACUAUUGUGUCCUUUUGAUGCAUUAAAGAAUGUCCUUUUGAUACAUUUAGGAAUCUAUGUAUACCUUGAUUUUGGGGAUCAAUGAAGGGUUUUCAUUCAAGCACAUGAAAUAUUUGAUAUGAUGCCUAAUUGGGUUUUGAGAAUGAUUUUUGAGACUCUGCACCAGUUUCUGAAUCUUAUAUACAGUAUAACAUAUGGUUUUCCUUUA
Messenger RNA from Camellia sinensis, 816 nucleotides. RefSeq names its product protein RALF-like 24. Lineage: Eukaryota; Viridiplantae; Streptophyta; Magnoliopsida; Ericales; Theaceae. The record is from RefSeq and is a predicted model, not a curated record. Gene Ontology annotation, biological process: calcium-mediated signaling. Gene Ontology annotation, cellular component: plasmodesma.